This is a messenger RNA of Cherax quadricarinatus, 757 nucleotides long. RefSeq names its product cuticle protein 21. NCBI's taxonomy places the organism in Eukaryota, Metazoa, Arthropoda, Malacostraca, Decapoda, Parastacidae. The record is from RefSeq and is a predicted model, not a curated record. Gene Ontology annotation, cellular component: extracellular matrix.
GACGCAGGAGCUGGUAUAUAAGGAAUCAGGACGCAGGAGCUGGUAUCACUUCUCAUCCACACUGCACCAUGAACACUAAGGUAUUCUUCCUGCUGGGUUUGGUGGCCGUGGUUGCUGCAGACAAGCGUCCAGCCCUCGCCUACGGCCCUCCUCCGGUCUCAUCUGAGGAGUUCGAAGCUCCCAAGUAUGGCUUCGACUUCGUAGUGCAGGACGCCGAGUCCGGCAACGACUUCGCCCACCAGGAGACUCGCGACGACGACAACACCAAGGGGUCAUAUACCAUUCAGCUCCCCGACGGUCGUCGUCAAACUGUGACUUACUACGUGGACGGUGACUCAGGAUUCAUUGCCGAUGUCCAGUACGAGGGAGAAGCUCGCUACCCCGACUCCAGUGAGGUCGGCAGGUACUCCCCACCAGCAGCACCCAGUUCCCGGUACGGCGCGCCUUAAGUGGAGUUGUGUAUAACAGAGUCACCCAGUUCCCGGUACGGCGGACCUUAAGUGGAGUUGUGUAUAACACAAGUCACCAAGUUCCAUCUGCAGCCCACGUUCACUACUUCUGAAAAGUCACUUCCACGGGACUUCAAAGUUCAUCUUUCGCCAUGAAUAUUCUGUGAAGCGAAUAAGAGAAGUGACUUACAACACCUGAUAGUCCCAAGUCACUCAUAAUAUUGACACAGGUGUUUCCAUUCUCAACUCUCACCUUCUUAUCAAUACAUUUUUGUUGAUAUUUAUGCUAAUUAUGUAAAUAAGCUCCA